AUGGCUGAUAAAAGUGGAGAGUAUCUCAAAGGAAACUAUGGUGAAAGUGGAAUGGAAGCUUUCAAAGACAUGUCGGCCAAGGAAGGAAUCUGCAUUGCACAUUCCUACAAGAUCUACAGCAAUGCCGGGGAGCAGAGCUUCGACAAACUGCUGCGGAAGCUGCGGAGCCACCUGCCCAAGGCCAGGGUGGUCGCCUGCUUCUGCGAGGGGAUGACUGUGAGGGGGCUGCUGAUGGCCAUGAGGCGCCUGGGACUCGCUGGGGAAUUUCUGCUGCUGGGCAGUGAUGGCUGGGCAGACCGGUAUGAUGUGACAGACGGGUAUCAGCGUGAAGCUGUUGGUGGAAUAACGAUCAAGCUUCAGUCUCCUGAUGUGAAAUGGUUUGAUGAUUAUUACCUACAGCUUCGGCCAGAAACUAACCACCGAAAUCCUUGGUUUCAGGAAUUUUGGCAGCACAGGUUCCAGUGCCGACUGGAAGGGUUUCCUCAGGAGAAUCCUAAAUACAACAAGACUUGCACGAGCCAGAUGACCCUGAGGACGCAGCACGUGCAGGACUCCAAAAUGGGCUUUGUGAUUAACGCCAUCUACUCCAUGGCGUACGGGCUGCACAACAUGCAGACCUCGCUGUGCCCGGGCUACGUGGGCCUCUGCGACGCCAUGAAGCCCAUCGACGGCCGCAAGCUCCUGGAGUCCCUCAUGAAGACAAAUUUUACCGGGGUCUCUGGGGACAUGAUCUUGUUCGAUGAGAAUGGCGACUCACCAGGAAGGUAUGAAAUCAUGAAUUUCAAGAAAAUGGGGAAGGACUAUUUUGACUAUAUCAAUGUUGGCAGCUGGGACAAUGGUGAGCUGAAAAUGGAUGAUGAUGAAGUAUGGUCAGAGAAAAAUAAUAUCAUCAGAUCAGUCUGCAGUGAGCCAUGUGAAAAAGGCCAGAUAAAG
Tinamus guttatus (white-throated tinamou) is the source of this 933-nucleotide messenger RNA. The record is from RefSeq and is a predicted model, not a curated record. Lineage: Eukaryota; Metazoa; Chordata; Aves; Tinamiformes; Tinamidae.